Molecule: messenger RNA, 4041 nt
Organism: Branchiostoma floridae (Florida lancelet)
Lineage: Eukaryota; Metazoa; Chordata; Leptocardii; Amphioxiformes; Branchiostomatidae
Exons: 21
Coding region: 1-4041 (1346 amino acids)
Source: RefSeq, a predicted model, not a curated record
AUGGCAUCUCUCUGGAACAACGGCGAACUCGUCGGAGAAAGACAUAUCGGGGUUGCUGAAGUUGCGAGUCAGUACCCUGUCCGGGUGGCGGUGAGGGGCGGAGAUGGGCGGUACUUCUCAGGCCGUAUCGCCUGUCUGCAGCUGUACAACUACGUCAUGACUCAAGAACAGAUUGUAGCGGCGCGUGAUGUGUGCAAAGUCUGCGCUGAUCCGCUUGGAAUGGAAUCUGGUGCCAUACCUGAUGACGGCAUCACUGCUUCUUCCUACUGGAACUACGAAAAUGGUCACGAGCCCUACCGCGGACGACUAAACGGAGUCGAUGGUGUAGGUGCUUGGGCAGCCCUAACUAACACCAUCGGCGAAUGGUUGCAGGUGGAUUUAGGAGAAAUAAAUCGUGUCACAGGAACCAUCAUUCAGGGUCGCCAGCAUCAUGCCGACCAGUGGGUGACCUCCUACAAAUUACAGUACAGUAUUGAUGGCAUUAGCUGGACGACAUAUGCAGGCAACGAUGGCCCCGAAAAGGUGUUUCCAGGCAACAAUGACAGGAGCACCGCUGUAACAAACCUACUGGACAAUCCCGCUAACGCUCGUUAUGUGCGUUUUCUGCCACAGUCAUGGCACGGUCACAUGAGUAUGAGAGUGGAAAUUUUAGGCUGUGGUAUUAACAGUGUAAGGUUGCCACAGGAUCCAUCGUGGGUUGUGGACUCUGCCGGCACACCGUGGGUCGACAAUGGAGUGACGUAUGAUGCCGCAAAGGCCUUGGAUGGGGACACUGGAACCUACUGGAACCCUGGGGGUAUGGGUCAGAACUACAACAACUGGUACAUCGCAUUCGACCUCACAGUGCCACAAACUCUGACACGCAUCGCAGUCAACAGCUACGGAGACACCACCCAUGACAUCGCAGCAUUCACGGUACAAAAGUCGCAGGUUGGGAGUCCGUACAGCUGGGAGGACGUCGUGUCCGUGGAUAACGUGCAGGGAGGCACGAAUCAGAGCCAGGAGUUCGGCGGGUUCCAGGGAACAGCGCGGUACUGGAGGUUCGUCGUCACUCAGACCCACUCGGGCUGGCAGCCAUAUCUCACUGAACUGAACCUCUACGGAAUUUAUUCAGCCUGCCCUAUACUACCAGUGCCAAACAACGGCAGCAGGACCGAAGGUCAUCUGUACGGAGACAAAGUCACCUUUUCCUGUAAUGAAGGCUACGAACUGAUCGGUUCUGUAAACAGAACGUGCCAGGCUAACCAGAGCUGGUCGGGAACACAGCCCAAUUGCUCCAGAACGUCCUGCCCACCGCUGCCACCUGUUGGACAUGGCAGCACCAGCGGUGGCAGUUAUUAUGGGGACGUCGUUACUUAUCACUGUGAUCCUGGAUACGAGAUCAGUGGUGAUGAAGAACGGACCUGCCAGUCGGACCAGACGUGGAGCGGCACACAGCCGACAUGCAACCGAACGGCCUGCCCAGUGCUGCCAGUCCCAAACAACGGCAGUAGGACUAGCGGUCAUCUCUACUUAGACAAAGUCACAUUUUUCUGUAAUGAAGGCUACGAACUGAUCGGAUCUGAAAACAGAACGUGCCAGGCUAACCAGAGCUGGUCGGGAACACAGCCUAAUUGUUCUCGAACGUCCUGCGCACCUCUGAUGGCUGUAGAACACGGCAGCACCAGCGGUGGCAGUUAUUAUGGAGACGUCUUUACUUAUCACUGUGACCCUGGAUACGAGAUCAGUGGUGAUGAAGAACGAACCUGCCAGUCGGACCAGACGUGGAGCGGCACACAGCCGACAUGCAGCCGAACGGCCUGCCCAGAGCUGCCAGUCCCAAACAACGGCAGCAGGACCGAAGGAACGUCCUGCCCACCGCUGCCACCCGUUGAACAUGGCAGCACCAGCGGUGGCAGUUAUUAUGGGGACGUCGUUACUUAUCACUGUGAUCCUGGAUACGAGAUCAGUGGUGAUGAAGAACGGACCUGCCAGUCGGACCAGACGUGGAGCGGCACACAGCCGACAUGCAACCGAAAAGCCUGCCCAGAGCUGCCAUUUCCAAACAACGGCAGCAGGACUGAGGGUAAUCUUUACGGGGACAAAGUCACAUUUUCCUGUGAUGACGGAUACGAACUGAUCGCUUCUGUGAACAGGACGUGUCAGGCAAACCAGAGCUGGUCCGGCAUACAGCCAACAUGCGGUGAUUGCGUCCCUGACAUCAGUCUCUCUGGAGGAGGAAGCAGUGAAUCCUUAGCAGUGAAGAUCGCGCGGCGUACAUCCUUCACUAUACGGAGCCGCAUCCACGUCAUCUGCAAUCAGACCUACCGCGUUACGUACCAAUGGAUCGUUUUCCAACAUAUCUCAAUGGGGAACGUAGUGCAGGUACUGGACAUUCCCAACAAAGUCGUGCGUGAUUCGCAAGACAUCACAAUUCCAGGAAACACCUUAGGCUACGGCUCCACGAUUGUUGAGCUGAACGCUACCAUGCUUUUCUCGAAUACUGGAAACAAAAAGUCAGAGGUACAAAGACAGUGGGUUAUUGUUACACCAUCUCCACCAGUGGCGCAUAUAGCUGGUGGCUCUGCCAAGUCUGUCAGUCGGCAGGGGGUUCUGAUACUGGACGCAACACAGUCCUAUGAUCCGGAUGAGUACAUCGACGAUUACCGGAAUUUCACUAUUCAGUGGAUCUGUGAAACGCUUCGUGGGACGGCAUGCAUCGAUAUAUUCCCAGAUGGCGGAGAAAGCGCCGUGUAUGAACUUCAGGCCGAGUCAUUUCCUGAUGAUUCCGACAUCUUGAUAUUCACGGUUGAGGUCAGCCUUGACGGGAGGGGCUCAUCACAAACCUCACAGUCAGUCACCUUACAAAACGGAACUGUCCUCAACAUCGCCAUUAGGUGUGAUGCAAACUGCGAGGCCAAAGCCAGUCCAUCCGAGAGGCUAGUUCUCCUGACCCAAUGCGACAACUGUCCAACAGCAAGCACUGCAUAUCAGUGGACUCUGAAGGGAGAAAAAGGCAUUGAUUGGGACUUUGAUACGACAACCGGAAACGCGUCACAGAACCUAGUGGUUCGCAGCAACAUUUUUGAGGCAGGAGAAAACUACACCUUCAGGGUAGACGUGACGUCCAAUGUCGAACCUUGGGGAAUUGGUUUCUCUGAAUACAGUCUCAGCGUCAACAAACCCCCUACUGUUGGAGCAUGUGUGGUCAACCCUUUGUCAGGUGUUUCAACAAUAACGCCGUUUGACAUUUGGUGCGAAGGAGUCCAUGAUGAUGACCAACCUCUGACCUACAGUCUUUACUUUAACAACGAAAGAAGUGACGACACCGCCUACACCUUACUCCACACGGGAACGACCAGGCGAUUUCCACCUCAGCAGCUCCCAGCUGGACAGGAACUUCGCGACUUCAACAUCACGUUAGAAGUUCGCGUGUCGGAUGCUUUGGGCGCAACAACAAUCAUCAGAAAUAUCAAUGCGCAGGUCCAUCCCCCAAAUGUGGAAGAGACGGAAGCGGUGCUGAGCAGCCUCAACGAAACUUUGGACAACCUCCGUGAUACUGGGGACAGCCGCGCCCUCCUGCAGCUCACCAACAGUCUUAGUUCUGUUCUCAACGCAGCGAACACAUCCUCCUACAGCAACGAUGUACUUUCAACGGCACGUGACGGGCUCAUUGAUUCGCUGGCGACAAUCCCUGUUCAAAGCCUGGAAAACAUCGAUCAGGUGUCAAGUGCCUUGGGCCAGGCAACAGCGUCGGAGGAACAGGUUACUCCAGACUCUCAGAACAGAAAUGCCACACAGACAACUUUUGAUGCGAUCGGAAAGCUAAAUGCUGCGGUGCUAGAUCAGAAGGUCCCGGGAGAGAGCCCGACGACGUUCUCUGUAGGUGAAUUCAGUUUGGCGGUUGAAAAACAGCGGUGUGAUACAACUACCAACGAGCAACCGCUCGUUUUCCGGGUAAAUGGCCAAUCAGGAACGUUUUUCGUGGUUGAAAAAUUGUCAAGAUUACUUGGGGACAACUGUGAAACACAAGGAGAUGUCGGAAUAGAGGUAGGUGAUUAA